Lotus japonicus is the source of this 1840-nucleotide messenger RNA. RefSeq lists its product as uncharacterized. Bases 240 to 1556 code for a protein of 438 amino acids. Lineage: Eukaryota; Viridiplantae; Streptophyta; Magnoliopsida; Fabales; Fabaceae. Gene Ontology annotation, cellular component: mitochondrion. Gene Ontology annotation, molecular function: protein binding. The transcript has 13 exons. The record is from RefSeq and is a predicted model, not a curated record.
AAGAUUCUUCACAAUUCGCAAAAUAACAAAGAACCCACCCCCAUACACAUAACUUAUUCAGAAGAAGGAAAAAAAACCCUCGUUCUCAUUCUCUCACUCUCAGACUCUCUUUCUCUCGGACCCAGAGGCGCUGCACCGCCGUUGAUUGGGGUACCGCAGUCGACCUUCGUUCACUCGUCCUGCAUACUUGGUGAGCUCUACAAAAAUCCUGGCUCCGCCACUACCCUGAAGCAACUACUAUGUUUCGCGUAGCAGCAAAGUUGUCAUCAAGAGGUUCUUGUUCUUCCACUGCUAUUGCCGCUUUCGCAGUAAAACCAUCUCCAAUUUCCUGCACCAGACCUUCUCCCCUUGCAGCUUCAUCGUUCAGGUCAUUUAGUAAUGGCUUGGAGUUGGACAAAAACAUGGCAGUCCCUGAUGCUGUUCGUAUGAUCAACUACGCAAUGAAACAAGCUAGGACUGACAAAUCAGUUGGGUCGUACGGUCUAGGUAUGCUGGUGUUGAAGCAUUGCGUUACAACUGAGUUAACUGAGGGCGAAGACCCACAACAUGAGAAUUCGAAAGGAAUUGCUUUGCUUGCUUGGUCCACUUUGUUGUCUGAAAGAGGAGAGUAUGGUGAUGCAAUAGAGAAGCUCCAGAGUGUUCAAGAAUUGACCAAUUCUUUGUUGGGGGUUAGAGUUGCUGCCUUUGAAGCCGAGGCUGGGCUUCAUCUCGAGUUGGGGCAGGAUGAUAUGGCAUCAGCAGUGGGGGACAAAUGCAUAGAGCUCCUAGAGAAACAGAAUGCUGAAGACUCUGAGGCUCUAAAGGUUCGUGCUAAAGCACUGAAAGGGCUUAUUGAACUUGUCAAGGGCAAUAUUGAGUCAGCUGAAGCCUUCUUUGACAAAUCUCUGCUCAGCACCCUAUGUGAUGGCUCUGCUGCUCUAUCAUAUGGGGAAUUCCUUCAAACAAAGCACAAUUAUUCAAUGGCAAAAGAGGUUUACCAGAACAUCAUACAAGGAGCCACUACAAUAAAAAAUAGUGGCAAUCCAUACUUAGGAGCUGGUAACAUGAACUUGGAGGGUUUAAUGAUGGGGGCCAUGUGUGCUUUAGGACAGCUUGAGUCACAUUUGGGUAACUUUGGUAACGCAGAACAGCAUUUGACAAAGGCUUUAAAUCAGGCUGAGGAAACCUAUGGUGAUCGUCAUCCCAAGGUGGGUGUUGUCUUAACAAGUAUAGCUCUCAUGUAUAGGCGUAAAGCAAUGCAGGAGCAUUCAAGUUCAAUUUUGGUGCAAGAGGGUCUCUAUAGAAGAGUGACAGAUCUUCUGAAGGUUCCACCAGGUGAAACUGAUUCGGAAGGUGCGGUACCAUUGGUAGAUAGAAGUGACAUAGCAGCUCUUGCAAGAGGUGCAUAUUCUGAAGUACUUAGCAUCCAAGAAAAUAGAAAGGAUGAAGGAGAGAAGAUGAAGAACUUUGCUGAGGCUAUAUGGAGAAACCACAGGAUGUCUCUAGAUGAUGCUCUGGGAAAUACAGAAUCAAAUAAAGUUUGGGUGAUAGAUGCUCGUAUUAGUAGGCUCCUGUAAAUUGAUCCACCUUUUCUUCUGGUCUUGCUGCUGUCUGGUCAGGCUGGACUGGUACAUGACAAGAAAUGGACUAAUUUUGUCAACAAUGUUUCUUCUAGUUAAAAUGUCAUGCAGGUAGGUAGUAGGUACACUUGAGGUGGCAACUUGAUCUUGAAGUUCUAUAUUGGCUAGAAAUUAAGGCUCUGUUUAGUUGUGUUCUUUGAAAACAGUUUUUAGAUUUGUCAAAUAAAAAAAAAACUGUUUCUCAUUGUAAAAUUGUUAUGCAAACAUGGACCUUGUGAUCA